Messenger RNA from Sphaerulina musiva SO2202, 696 nucleotides. RefSeq lists its product as uncharacterized. Bases 1 to 696 code for a protein of 231 amino acids. The record is from RefSeq and is a predicted model, not a curated record. The transcript has 2 exons. NCBI's taxonomy places the organism in Eukaryota, Fungi, Ascomycota, Dothideomycetes, Mycosphaerellales, Mycosphaerellaceae.
AUGGCCAAAGAAAGGGCACUGACAAAGUGCUCGGGAAAGAGCGAACAUUUGGAGAACCUCACCUCUUCCCAUUUCCAGCGUGGUCCCGCGAUAUGCUUGAGUUCUACGAAUCUUACCGGUGGGCAAAGGAUAAAGCUACAAGUAAUCGUGGAACCGCUUGUGUACCGUCCUCGAAGCAGGCCAUGGCCCCCAGCGAGGCAGUCCAGAGGUGCUGAGCACACCUACGGCGUACAUAUCACAUCAGACGCUGCUCGAGCAUCCAGACCCGGUCCAUCACCACAAGAACCAGGGACUACCAAUGGCAUCUCUAGUCGCUUGACAGCCACGGCGCCGUUGCAGGAGCCGGCAGUCUCGCCGCAAUUCCGUGAUGAGUCUGCGCCACCGGCGAUGGACUAUUCUGCGAAUGUGUCUAGGGCCAUUGCCCCCAAGCAAGCUUCAAAACCGAAGAUCAGCCUGUCUAGGUCGGGCUCAGGAAAAUGCAAGUCCAUCUUGCCACUCCUUGGUGUCAAUCCUGCCGACUCCCGAGAAAUGUUAGGCGUCCUGGCUAUGUUGGGGAUAUGCGAUCAGGAGCUGAAGUGCACUGCGCUUCACCAUGCGAUUUCUUUGGCAUACGUCUUGGGAUGCAUCCAAAUCGCGCGGUACGCCAGUCGCACUGGAUCACAGCCACAGCUGCCUGUCGAGGUUAUGGCUACAUGA